This is a messenger RNA of Arabidopsis thaliana (thale cress), 874 nucleotides long. RefSeq names its product WCRKC thioredoxin 2 (gene WCRKC2). The transcript has 5 exons. NCBI's taxonomy places the organism in Eukaryota, Viridiplantae, Streptophyta, Magnoliopsida, Brassicales, Brassicaceae. Gene Ontology annotation, cellular component: chloroplast stroma. The coding region runs from base 39 to 617 and encodes 192 amino acids. The record is from RefSeq and is marked reviewed.
AUUUGCUAAUCUUGUUGAGUCUCUGAGACUGAAAGAGAAUGUCAGAAAUUGUAAAUUUGUCAUCAUCUUUGAGAUCUUUAAACCCAAAGAUCUCACCUUUGGUUCCUCCAUAUCGCCAAACCUCGAGCUCUUUCUCUCGACCGAGAAACUUCAAAUAUCAUUCUUUUACCGAUAAAAUCUGUUUGGCAGCGGAGAGAAUCCGAGCAGUCGAUAUCCAGAAGCAGGACGGUGGUUUGCAAGAGCUCGAUGACUCGCCGGUGUCUGUUGAGCUCGGACCUAUCUGUGGUGAGAGCCACUUCGAUCAAGUGAUGGAGGAUGCUCAGAAGCUCGGUGAAUCAGUUGUUAUUGUCUGGAUGGCUGCUUGGUGCAGGAAAUGUAUUUACUUGAAACCAAAACUCGAAAAGCUCGCUGCUGAAUUCUAUCCAAGACUGCGGUUUUAUCAUGUUGAUGUCAACGCUGUGCCAUAUAGACUUGUUUCCCGUGCAGGAGUUACGAAAAUGCCGACGAUUCAGCUAUGGAGAGAUGGCCAGAAACAAGCUGAAGUUAUUGGCGGCCACAAAGCGCAUUUCGUGGUUAACGAAGUCAGGGAAAUGAUAGAGAACGAUUCAAUCACUUGAAUUGAAGGUUUCAAGACUCUGCUCUUUUUCCUCAGAUUGUUCUUAGUUUUUUUGGGGUCCCUCAUAGGAAUGUUCAGUUAUGUGACUAUUCUCUUUAUCGAAGAUUGGUCUUGUUUUUAUCUGUUUUGUAAGUAAGGGAUACACACAUUGAGGCUUUGGUAGGUAAGCAAGAAUUGUAGCCAUCCUUCUUCAGAUGAUUCCCCCAAAUGUAAUGUAAACCUCUUAUUUAUAAGAUCAAUACAACUUUUAUUGAAAAG